AGCUCAGGCGGCUCAACGGGUUUAGCGCCUCGUUGCGGACCGCACGGCGCGCCCCUCCCUUGUCGCGGUGUCCUGUGCCGCACGAGAGGGGCUCAACUUACCCGCGUAUGGCACGCACGCGGCGGGGCAUCCGCUCUGAGCUCCAAGGGUGUGCCAGGGGUGAGCACGUCGAAGUUUGAUGUCACCGUGUUGCAGUCUUCCAACAUCGAGAUAGCUGACUUCCUUGAGUCCCUUCAGGGUAACGGUGUGUCCGUUGCGAAGGCAGCGGCGUCGAGCCUUGCAUGGUGGUGCAAAACAUUCGACUUUCCAGUUCAGUUUUCUGUGUCGUCAAGCAUUGUAGCGGCUGAAAUUAAGUGUCCUGGAAAGGAUCAGGCCCCGGCGCCCGAGCAGGCCAGGCCUUUCGAAUUAUGCCACAUGAGGCAAGUGGAGUCUGUCUGCGUGAAGGCCUCCAACCCGGUGCACUCUGGGAUGGCGGGGUGGGUCGCGCUGUUGGCACACGCGGGCUUGCGCGGAGAGGGCGCUCAACGCUUGGUGCCGGGCUCCUGUGGCCGCAACCAGGACACGAUCUUUGGCGUCUGUCGCGACCCAAAACCGCACGGCGUCCAGAACAUGCAGUGGGCUGCUCUGAGGUGCGGCGUCUCUGGAUGAGACUGGGGCGAGCACCUGUGGAAAAACCUCCUUUUCGAAGUGCAUUCGCGGGCUCUUGAUUACAGUCUCCCUGGCAUCAGCCGAGACGGCGCGAAAUUCGAGUGGCAUCGUUGGGCCAGCAAACGCGACCAAGUCGCUGCAGUCUGGCUGGUGCUCACACACGCAGAGGGGGAUUCCCCGGUCAGCGUGGAUGUCGCGCGGGAGUUCACCCCGCAUUCCCCUCGCUUCUUCUACAACACGGUCGGCUCGGCCUUCGGCUUCACCGACCACGAGAGGUGCAUGUUCGGCAAUUGGGCCCCAGGGAGCUCGAUGCCUCGCAGGUACGACGCUUCCGUGUGCGGUGAGCAGCUCUUGCGCCGGGGGGAGCUCCUCGGUCUGUUGCGCGCUGGCUGGGAACCCCCGGCCGCGGGCUGCCCGGGCACGCCGCGCUCCCCAGGGGGUGCCGGUGCGAUCCCGCGCACGCCGGCUGGUGGCCCGAUUGUGGUCAGCGAGGCUGCCCCGAGCGCGCCGGCCCCAGGGCACGGCCGCUCACUAGGGCAAGUGCGCCUGGCGCUGCAAGAAGCAGUGCGGGGCGGCACUCUGCUCGGACACGUGUCCGCGCUUGGCGAUGCCACGCUGCACGUUGCCAGGUCUCUGGACAACCUGCGCGCAAAGUGCGGGUUCGUUCUCCCGGUCGGCGCCCAGCGCGUCGUCUGUCUGUCGGAUGCGCCCCACUUCGGCUACUCCGUGUGCGGCCGCGCGUGCUUCGGGAUCCGAUGCGCAGUCGCAUCACUCUUGGCUUCACAGUGAGGCCGCCUGCCGAGGAACGCUUCCUCCGAACUGUGUUGCCUGCUCAGG
Molecule: messenger RNA, 1485 nt
Organism: Prorocentrum cordatum
Lineage: Eukaryota; Dinophyceae; Prorocentrales; Prorocentraceae
Source: the annotation of a GenBank genome assembly